UUUUUUCUAGUAAUGUCCCAUCCCUAGAAAGUCACGUGACCAGCUUGCGUUUGAGCGCACUAACAGCUAUUGUAAAUAGAGGCUGUAAAUAUAACGUAUAUAGUUUAAAGAUGAGUUUGGGUGCGCGCGCCACCAAGGGUGGUGCGAAGGGGGGCGCUAAGGACAGCAAGCAUGCACAGGACACCCGGAAGAGCACAGACAAAACCCAGAGCAAGGAGAAGGUGAAACCACAGGCAACAACAGAACAGCUCCGCAUGGCACACAUGAUCGAUCGUAAAAGCGAUGACGCGUCUGACGUUCGAAGAAUGGUGCUGGAGCUGAUGGAGAUGACAUGUCGUACCGAGGAAGAAGUGUGCUCGGCACUUCACGACUCGGACAACGACAUGGUCGUCGCCUGCAACCUGUUACUCGAAGAGAGCCAGCGGAUACAGGGCGAGUGGCAAACAAGUGAGAAAAAGAAAAAGAAGCCACCAGCUCCCGCGGGCAACGGCGAGUUAGACCCACCACGAGACCCACGCAGUCGCUCCGGACCCAGGCCACGCCGAGGGUCGGGCGAGCGGGGCGAGCGCGGCGAGCGGGCGCCGGUGUCGGAGCGCGCGGCGGGCCCGGAGCGGCGCGGCGAGGGCUCGUGGCGCGGGGGGCGGGGCGCGCCGCGCGGCGCGAGCGGCCGCGGGGGCGCGCGCUCGGCGCGGGGGGCGCCGCCCCGCCGCCUGCGCCCCGACCGGGACCCCAACUGCUGGAACGACCCACAGCCCGCCGGUGGCAACAACAUCGUCGACACAUUCCCCACCACAGAAGACUGGGACAACGAGGAGUGGUCCGGUUCCCUAUCAGAUACCAAGGUGUUCACCCCGAGCGCGGCGGCCGCGGCGGCCGCGCCGGCCGCAGACCUGGCCGCGCCCGCGCCCGCCGCCGAGUGGGAGGGCACGGAGGGCGGAGGUCCGCUGGAGGCGCACAUACCCACGUACACGUACCACAACUCCGCGCACAUACCCGCGCACCCGCACCAUCAACUGCGAGAGCAGCAAAUAAACUCAGUAAGCCGGCAGUCGCCGGUGAGCGUGGCGCCGGUGGUGGUGGCCAGCGUGGCUAGUGUAGCGGGUGUGGCGGGCCCACCCAGCAACAACACGCAGCCCCCGCCCCCCGCCACCCAGCCCGACACACAGCCCGCGCCAGACACGUACCACCACCAGGUGCACCAUCAGCCCAUGGGUAUGUCAGGCAGUCUAACGGCGGCGCAGUCACAGUACCUGUCGCAACUCACGCAACAAUCGCAGAGGCAUGACAAUAGUGUGUACACGUCCAACUACGGCGUGUACGGGUCCACAGACAUGUCCAGUCAGAGGAAACCACAACGGGCCAGAGUACCGCCGCCUUCUAAGAUUCCAUCGUCUGCGGUGGAGAUGCCGGGCGGGGCGGAGGGCGCGAUGUUCCUAGAUGUACAGUUCGGGGCACUCGAACCUGAGGCAUUGAGGGACAAUACCACACCCAAACCGUCGACGCCGGGCACGGAGGCGAGUGCGAGCGCGGCGCCCCCCCCCGCGGCGGCCGCGCCCCCCCCGCGCCCCGACCCCGCGCCCGACGCCGCGCCCGCGUACUCCAACAACAUGCUAAACGAGAAUCUAUCUACAGUAGAGCCUGCGCCAGUCUCUGUACCACCACCCACUAGUGAACCUACCGUCACAAACACUACUUCGUCGCUGGACGCGUCCCUGGCGGCGUCCAUGAAGCAGCUGGCGGCCGGCGAGGGCCCGCCCGCGCCGCACCACCGCCCCAAGAUGUCCCCGCAGGCGGCCGUGUACGCGGCGCACGCGGUGUCGCACCACCCGGCCGUGUACGGCGCCAACGUGUACGCGCCACAGGUGAACUCGACGGUGGCGUCCCUGACGGGCGGGUCGGGCAUGUCGGUGACGUACGGCGGCGGCAGCGGCGCGCUGAGCCAGUACGGGCCCAUGCUGUCGUCGUACGUCACGUCGCCGUCCGCCGCCGCGUACGCCGGCUCGGCGCUGUACACGCCGGCGCCGUACGCGCCCUACACGCCCGCCAUGCCCAAGCAACCCGCCAAGGAGAACGCACAGUACGAGAGCUCAGUAGCGUCGAGUAAUAGUUUAACUAGCACGACGACGCAGACACAAACCUCCACAGCCAAAGUAGCAACUACCACAGUAUCAGGGCACGGGUCGUCGGGCUACGCGUCGGGCGCGCUGUACGGCGCGGGGGCGACGCCCUACGCGCCCUACGAUGACCAAAUCAUGCGCUCCAGUCUACCACACCAUAUGGGUGGUUACUACGAGGUAGGCUACGGCGGCCGGGACGCGACGUUUGGUCUCAGCGCCGGCGAACGAUUCGGACGAACUGACGCCGCCUCGCCUCAACAGGUCCCCGCGGCAGCGCUGCCUCCCGGCUACGCGUACUUCGCGUACCAACCUCCACCCACCACGUAUCAAUAUGGAGUUUAUCCCACUUACGGCGGUGGCUCCAACGUGGGCGGAGUAGGCGGAGUGGGCGGAGUCGGGGGAGUUGGCGGAGUGUCGGGGCAAGGCAAGGUCUCCACCUACACGCAACAACAACCUUACGACGCACAGGACUCAUACAAACCUGGUGGCCCGUACAGUGGUACGGCGAACAAGUCUGCAGGCGGCGCGGCCGCGGAUCUCACUAACGCCAUGUAUGCCAAGACUCACGUCGCACUCAACAAGGUCAACAGUUACGAGAAGGCGUCGUUCCACAGCGGCACGCCGCCCCCCUUCGGCGGCGCCUCGCACCUCUACAUCCCCGCGCCCCCCCACCACCACCCCCACCACCACGCGCCCCAGCAGCACCAGAUGGAUGUACGGGUGAACAGUAGUCAUAGGCGGGAGAGCGGUGCGGGGGGCGGGCGCGCGUCGUCCAGUAAGCCGGCCGCGAGCAAGCCGAGCUACUCGCAGUCGUACUGGGCGCCUAACUAGCCAGUCUACAGGCGCGGGUCGGGCGGUCCUCCGAUGUAUACCUAGCUCAAUACUGAACAUAACAUGCGACACCCAACCAGCAUUACUAUAUAAAUUCAUUGUGUAAAGGCAUCGCCGCCGUCACAAACCUACGUUUUUUUUUCUUUUUUUUAACAAGAUGUCGUGGUAAAGUGAUGCAAUAUAAUUAUGUAUUCUAUUCGUUAAGCGUCGUGGCGACGUCGGUGCACUCUCAUCUCAUUCGUUAAGUCCGCUAUCAUAGGUUUCAAUUGUUUAAAAGAAAUUACCUCUAGUGCUAUGUAUAUCUUAUAAAGUAUGUAUAUGUAUGUAAGCAUUUGGUACGCUAUGCGCGCCGAAGUUUUUUAUUUAGUUGACAUACUUUUUGUAAUUAACACUUAUUAUUAAAAAAUGAUUAAAGAGAUGUCAUAGGACGAUAAUCGUAAUUGUAACGAGUAUCAUAGUCGAGCUCUUUUAUAUGUGGAAGAAUGCAGUUGUGAUGAUCUCGCGGGCAUUUGAAAGUAUGACGGAUUACACAUAUUGGAACUUGAA
Molecule: messenger RNA, 3494 nt
Organism: Spodoptera litura
Lineage: Eukaryota; Metazoa; Arthropoda; Insecta; Lepidoptera; Noctuidae
Source: RefSeq, a predicted model, not a curated record